AAUUUGAAUCUAACGUCUCAAAAACAUUCAUUACUGUGUUAAAAAUUCUACAGAGAAGUCAGCCCACUCGUUCGCAAGGCAAAGAACAGUCAUUAUAUACACUUGAAAUAAUGAAUCGUAUUCUGGAGAAGGUGAUUCAUCAGAAUGGAACAAUCGUGGAUCGCAUUCUAUCGGAACAUACCAUAGGGUAUGUGGUGUCCGAUAACAUGGCCAAUGCGGUGGCCGAAACGUCAUUCGAUAACACAAGUGCCCAAGCGAUCCUGAAGCACUUAAAUGGACUCCUGGUGAGCACCUGCCAAAGUGUCGUCCGGGACAUUGACCCGUCCAACAAACUCUGCUUCAUGCGCCUGGCCACUCGCAAGUACGAGUAUCUGGUGGCCCCCGAGGAGUACUUCACCAUUACGGUGGUACAAUAAAGUGGCUAUACUCUUAAUUCUACAGAAGAUUCAUUCGAGUUUAACGAUUGCGGAGGAAAUACAAUUAGAAAUUAAACUACUCCUUUUAGAAACAAUUUCCUACAAGUGGGUCAAGUUUUAGGAAAUUGUUUUCUAAAAUCUGAAGGUAUUUCAAAACAAACUCUAUUCUACCAGUAAUAUAAAGUUAUAAAGAAGAAUAUCCGCCAAAACAAAUAUAUAAGAAUAUCUUAGCAA
Molecule: messenger RNA, 650 nt
Organism: Drosophila santomea
Lineage: Eukaryota; Metazoa; Arthropoda; Insecta; Diptera; Drosophilidae
Product: dynein light chain roadblock-type 2
Exons: 1
Coding region: 111-416 (101 amino acids)
Biological process (GO): microtubule-based movement
Cellular component (GO): cytoplasmic dynein complex; centrosome; cytoplasm
Molecular function (GO): dynein intermediate chain binding
Source: RefSeq, a predicted model, not a curated record